Molecule: messenger RNA, 1518 nt
Organism: Rosa rugosa (rugosa rose)
Lineage: Eukaryota; Viridiplantae; Streptophyta; Magnoliopsida; Rosales; Rosaceae
Exons: 4
Coding region: 67-1518 (483 amino acids)
Source: RefSeq, a predicted model, not a curated record
UCUACCAUAGCAUUGGAGAAUGAGCAGAACAAAAUUAAUUCCAAAUAUAAAGCUCUAGAAACGUGGAUGGUAAGAAAUGGUAUCCCUGAAGAAGUGAAAACAGGAGCAGUGAAAAUCAUAAGAGAAAAGAAAGUAGUGGAAAAAAACUACGAUGAUGAUGUGGACUUGGUUUUUGUUUUCAAUUCUCUUACUGGGGAUGAGUAUGACAAAGUGAAUAUCAGGCUUGGUUUGAUGCAGCAUUUGUGCCAAAAUGCCAUACCGAAAGUAUUCAUGCUUAAAUAUAUCCUCCAAUACCCGGAUAUCGAGGAGCUCAGGAGUUUCUACACAGCUCUCGAGCCGGUAGUCUACAAGGAGAAUAGCUACGUGGUUAGAGCAGGAAAGUCAAAUUAUAGAAUGCUCAUCAUCACAGAAGGCGUAGUUGUCUGUACAGACAACACUGGAGCUAAUGUUGCUCGUUUUGAGAAAGGUGAAGUUUAUGUAGAAGAGCUUCUGGAUAGCUACCUCCCUAAUAUUCCUAAAGAUGUCAAGUGCGAAACAAAAGUAGAAGCCUUCGGUCUCUCGUGCACAGGUUUUGGCUUGCUGCGGUGUAUGUACCUUAUGUGGGCAGCACCGACAUCAGAACGAUCGAAGCUAGCAGUAAACGAGGCAUACAAGAAGUUGACAACUAGAAGAUCAGAGAAGUUAGAGCAGCAACAGAAGAAGAUAGAUGAGUGGCUGUCAAGAAACUCUGUCCCGGACGAUCUGCAGACAUUGGUCAUGGAACACAUAAAGUCCAGUAAUCUACUGGAAAAGAACUUGGAUGCUGAGGUGGAUGUGAAGUAUCUGUUCUCUAUUGGUCUGUCCUGGGAUAUCGAAUAUCGUAUAAAGAAGCAGAUCUGCAUCAAUUCUCUGAGUAAGGUUCCUGUACUUGAAGGCGUUAAUGAAGACGUGUUGAGUCGCAUCUGUAUGUCUCUCGAGCCGCUGGUACUCCCGCAGCAUAGCUGCAUCUUUUAUCCACUUAGCGCAAUUGAUCGGAUGCUCAUCGUUGUAGAAGGUGAAAUUACAGUGACUAAGACGACUUACAAUAGACGAAGUACAGAAACGAAGAGAGGCCAUGUUGAAAGAAUGAUAAAGAAACGCGAUGUCAUUGGGGAAGAGCUUCUGACCUGGGCAUUUCCCAUCGUCUCUGAGUCGUCCGAAUCUCAUCCUGCUAUCUUGGAGAAAUAUGUAGAAUGUCCUACAAAAGUAGAAGCCUUUGCUCUCACAAAGGAGGGCUUGGAAAGUGUGGUCGCCUACUAUACAGAUGGAAUCAACAGCUUUGAGCAGUUGGAGAAGGGCAGAGAUGGUGUGGCCGAUACCGAGGGUGCAUCCAGAUCCACUACUACUGACCAGAGACUUGACCGGCUUAUCCAGCUCCAGAGUCGGCUUAUCCAGCUCCAGAGUGACAUGGCUCAACAGCAUCGUGAUGAAAUGGCUAAUCAGGGACGGAAAUUGUAUAGGAUCAUGAGCGAGCUUACUUCUGACGUGUCUGACUUUUAG